AUGGAGAACGCCGAUCCCUUCCUUCAAGUCCAAGUGGACGUCCUGUCCACACUGCAAGCCAGCCGCCCCCUCUUUUCCUCAUACCUUCGCAUCCGCUCUCUAGCGAAGAAUCCAAACAAUCCGGAGCUGAAGCAAUCGCGCUCGGAGCUAGAAACCACAUUAACAGAGCUCAGCGCCGACCUCGACGACCUAGUUGAGAGCGUGCGCGCCAUCGAACAAGACCCCUACCGCUUCGGACUCGAGCUCGAAGAGGUGCAGCGACGGCGCAAGCUCGUCGACGAUGUCGGAGCGGAAGUAGAGCAGAUGCGCCAGGAGCUGCAGCAAACGGUGUCUCACUCUGCAACUGCCGAGGCGGCGACCGAUUUGCCUAAUCCAACGGAAUUCGAUGCGGCGCUAGAAGAGGAGGAGCGCCAGCGUGGGGGUGGCGGUGAUGAUUACUAUGCUUCAUUGGAGCAGCAGCGGCAGACGGAGCUCAUGCAUGAGCAAGACGAGCAGUUGGAUGGAGUGUUUCGAACAGUUGGGAAUCUACGGCAGCAAGCUAAUGAUAUGGGGCGCGAGUUGGAGGAUCAGGCUAUCAUGGUGGAUGAGGUUGACACCUUGGCCGAUCGAGUUGGUGGGAAAUUGACAAAUGGAAUGUCGCGAAUCAGACACAUUGUUCGCCAAAAUGAGGAUACAUGGUCCUCCUUUUGCAUAGCGGCGCUCAUUUUUGCGCUUGUGCUAUUAUUAAUUCUUCUUAUUGUCCUGUGA
Molecule: messenger RNA, 747 nt
Organism: Penicillium longicatenatum
Lineage: Eukaryota; Fungi; Ascomycota; Eurotiomycetes; Eurotiales; Aspergillaceae
Product: SNARE domain protein
Exons: 3
Coding region: 1-747 (248 amino acids)
Biological process (GO): Golgi vesicle transport
Cellular component (GO): membrane
Source: RefSeq, a predicted model, not a curated record